UACGAUUACUGUCCGCGACCCCGUGAGUGCUGUACUCGUCGUGAGCGCGUCCGGCCUUGCAUCGGUUGAAACACUGGAGCGCACGUAAGGAGGCAGAGUGGGAUUCAUUGGUAGAAAGGCUAGAGAGAGGAGUAGGAAGGAAAUAAAACAAAAAACCUAGAGCCAGUGGAAUUAAGGAGGCUGGCAAAAGUCAGAAAAUCGGAGGAGAAAGAGUCUGACGAGAAAGCACAAAUUCAAACAGUAAGAGAUGGCUAAGGCGAGUGAGGUUUUGAUGUCGGUCCUGUCCACAAUUCGGGUUCCGCGGGCCGGGGACCGUGUCCACAAAGACGAAUGCGCCUUCUCCUUUUCUUCACCGGAGAGCGAGGGAGGUCUGUACGUGUGUAUGAAUACUUUCCUGGGGUUUGGCAGUCAGUAUGUUGACAGACACUACAGCAGGACCGGCCAGAGAGCCUACUUGCACAUCACACGCACCCGUAAAGCGCAGAAGGAGGAUGACAAUAGCUCUGGUUCAGGUGACCCACCCAAGAAGAAGCCCACUCGAUUGGCUAUUGGAAUAGAGGGAGGGUUCGAUGUGGAGCAGGAUCAGUACGAGGAGGAAGUGAAAGUAGUCCUGCUUCCAGACCGGCAGGAAGUGACAUCGGAGGACUUGGCCAGCAUGCCCGAAGUUGUGAGAGAGAGGGUGUCCCAGUCCAUGGCCGGGUUGAUGUCGGCCGACUCGGUGUCCCACGCGCUGCAGGUGCAGCAGUGGGACGGUGAGGUCCGGCUGGAGUCCAGACACGCCGCCGACCUCAAGCAGCUGGACAACGGAAUCAAGAUCCCACCCAGCGGGUGGAAGUGCGAGGUGUGCGACCUGCAGGAGAACCUGUGGAUGAAUCUGUCGGACGGGAAGGUGCUCUGCGGCCGCAGGUAUUUCGACGGCUCCGGGGGCAACAACCACGCCCUCCUGCACUUCCAGCAGACUGGAUACCCGCUUGCUGUCAAACUGGGAACAAUUACCCCUGACGGGGCAGACGUGUACUCCUAUGAGGAAGAUGACAUGGUGCUGGACGCUAAGCUCCCGGAGCAUCUCUCCCACUUCGGCAUCAACAUGAUGACCAUGGAGAAGACGGAGCGCACCAUGACGGAGCUGGAGAUCGCGGUAAACCAGCGCGUGGGCGAGUGGGAGGUGAUCCAGGAGUCGGGGGCCACGCUGCAGCCCCUCUGGGGCCCCGGCCUCACCGGCAUGAAGAACCUGGGGAACAGCUGCUACCUCAACUCUGUCAUGCAAGUGCUCUUCACAGUGCCGGACUUCCAGAGCAAGUACGUCUCCAAAAUUGAGAAGAUUUUCAGUGAGGGGCCCAGUGACCCAACCCAGGACUUCAAAACGCAAGUAGCAAAGCUGGGCUACGGCUUGUUGUCGGGAGAAUAUUCCAAACCUGCUCCUGACCCAGGAGAUGAUCCCACAGUGAACCCUGAACCCAGGGGGGACCAGGUUGGCAUAGCACCCCGCAUGUUCAAGGCCCUGGUUGGACGAGGGCACCCGGAGUUCUCCACCAGUCGUCAGCAAGACGCUCAGGAGUUUUUACUGCAUUUCAUUAACAUGGUGGAGAGGAACUGCCGUUCGGGAGAGAACCCCACCGAAGCCUUCCGCUUCCUGGUGGAAGAGCGGAUCGUCUGUCAGCAGUCACACAAAGCCAAGUACACACAGAGGGUCGACUACAUUGUGCAGCUACCUGUGCCCAUGGACCAGGCCACCAACCUAGAGGAAAUCCAGGAGGCAGAACGGCGGCGUGAGGAGGCGGAAUCGGCGGGCGCCCCCCCUCCGCCCGCCCCGCGCGCCCGCAUCCCGUUCACCGCCUGCCUGGCGGCCUUAAGUGAGCCCGAGACGCUGACCGACUUCUGGAGCUCCGCCGUGCAGGCCAAGACCACGGCCAGCAAGACCACCCGCUUCGCCUCUUUCCCCGAUCAUCUCGUCAUCCAGGUUAAGAAGUUCACCUUUGGCCUGGACUGGGUCCCAAAGAAGCUGGAUGUGAGCAUUGACGUGCCUGACACGCUGGAUCUGAGCGCGCUCCGUGGGACGGGACAGCAGCCGGGGGAGGAGUUGCUUCCAGAGGUGGCCCCGCCCUCUCUCGUGACCCCAGACGUGGAGGUCAAAGCCCCGGUGCUGGAUGACUCCACGGUGUCUCAGCUGUGUGAGAUGGGCUUCCCCCUGGAGGCCUGCAGGAAGGCGGUGUACUACACCGGGAACACCGGCAUCGACGCCGCCAUGAACUGGGUCAUGGGCCACAUGGACGACCCAGAUUUCUCCGCCCCCCUGGUGUUGCCCGGCUGUAGCUCCGCCCCCGGGACCACGCCCGCAGAACCCGUGUCCGAGGAGCACUUAGCGACCAUCGUCUCCAUGGGCUUCAGCCGAGACCACGCCACGCGUGCGCUGCGGGCCACGAGUAACGUCCUGGAGCGGGCGGUGGACUGGAUCUUCUCCCACCUGGAUGACCUGGAGUCCAUGGAGGUGUCGGAGGGGGGGCGCUCGGCCGGGGAGAGCGAGAAGAGCAAGGAGGCCCCCCCGGGACCCCGCGUGAGGGACGGACCUGGAAAGUAUGAGCUGUUCGCCUUCAUCAGCCACAUGGGCGCCAGCACGAUGUGCGGCCACUACGUCUGCCACAUCAAGAAGGACCAGCAGUGGGUCAUCUUUAACGAUCAGAAAGUAUGUGCCUCCGAGAAGCCCCCCAAGGACCUGGGGUACCUGUACUUCUACAGGAGAGUGACCGAGUGAGAGGAAAGAGGAGGGGGAGUGCCUACACACUCACUCACA
Anguilla anguilla (European eel) is the source of this 2791-nucleotide messenger RNA. It is a transcript of the gene usp5, whose product is annotated as ubiquitin specific peptidase 5 (isopeptidase T). Lineage: Eukaryota; Metazoa; Chordata; Actinopteri; Anguilliformes; Anguillidae. Gene Ontology annotation, molecular function: cysteine-type deubiquitinase activity; protein binding; zinc ion binding. Gene Ontology annotation, biological process: protein deubiquitination. The record is from RefSeq and is a predicted model, not a curated record. The coding region runs from base 248 to 2752 and encodes 834 amino acids. The transcript is spliced from 20 exons.